Messenger RNA from Microplitis demolitor, 3253 nucleotides. RefSeq names its product ATP-dependent Clp protease ATP-binding subunit clpX-like, mitochondrial (gene ClpX). Gene Ontology annotation, molecular function: protein dimerization activity; ATP binding; ATP hydrolysis activity. Lineage: Eukaryota; Metazoa; Arthropoda; Insecta; Hymenoptera; Braconidae. The transcript has 7 exons. Gene Ontology annotation, biological process: proteolysis; protein catabolic process. The record is from RefSeq and is a predicted model, not a curated record. The coding region runs from base 190 to 1992 and encodes 600 amino acids. Gene Ontology annotation, cellular component: mitochondrial matrix.
ACUCUGUUCUUGAAAAGAAGUAAAAUUAGUCUUAAUUUAUCAAAGAUCGAGAUCGGGGGAAUCGGGAGACAUUGGCUCAGCAUCAUUAUUUGUUUAUUCAACGUCAAGAUUUAAUUCUAUCACAUUGGUUGGUGAUUUUGCUUGAAUUUAUUUUAUUCACUGCCACAUUAAAAACAUAACAGCUUGACAAUGAGCUGUAUAAGGUGCUGUUUGUAUAAUACAAGAUCUCUAGUAUCAGCGAAUCAUGUUACGAAUCACGUGCAAAAAAUAGUACGAGUUGUAGCAGCAAGAUCAUUGUCGACGACUUGUGUAUUGUCUAAAGCGCCUAGUGAACCAACACCACCUAAUAAAGAUAUUGGCACUACAGCAGGUAGUGGAAAUGGAAAUGGCAAAGGAGGUGGAGGCGGUGGAGGGAAAAAAAAUACAUUAACAUGCCCAAAGUGUGGGGAUCCUUGUACACAUGUUGAAACGUUCGUAUCGUCAACGAGAUUCGUAAAAUGCGAAAAGUGUUCCCAUUUCUUUGUGGUAUUGUCAGAAAUUGACUCAAAAAGAAGUCUUAAAGAAACAUCAAGAGGUGAUGACCCUAAACAAGGAUUUUACAGGAAACCUCCACCACCUCCAAAAAAAAUAUUUGAAUACUUGAACAAGCAUGUGAUAGGUCAAGAAUACGCUAAAAAAGUUUUGAGCGUAGCAGUGUACAAUCACUAUAAACGUAUUCACAAUAAUCUUCCACCUCAGAAUUCGGUGCAAGCCGGCUCUAAUCAAGUUGGACCCCAAGAACUCAACUAUCCAUUUACUCACAGAGGUCUUAAACCGCAUUUACUUCACGUGUCGAGCUUGGGAAAUCCAUUGAGUGUUGGUCUUCAACACCCGCCUGGUAGUACUGAUCAACAAAAAGUCAGUGGUAACCAAUCGGUCCCUGGUUCAGAUAUUUUAGACAGCACUCAACAUCAAUUGAAAUUAGAGAAGAGUAAUAUUCUUCUAUUAGGCCCUACUGGGUCAGGAAAAACUCUGUUAGCUCAAACAAUAGCUCAGUGUUUGGAUGUACCCUUUGCUAUUUGCGAUUGUACGACUCUCACUCAAGCUGGAUAUGUCGGUGAAGACAUCGAGAGUGUAAUAGCUAAAUUACUUCAAGAUGCAAACUAUAUUGUCGAAAGAGCUCAAAUGGGUAUUGUAUUUUUGGACGAGGUUGAUAAAAUUGGCGCAGUACCCGGAAUCCAUCAGUUACGUGACGUAGGUGGUGAAGGUGUACAACAGGGUAUGCUAAAAAUGUUGGAAGGUACUAUCGUCAAUGUACCGGAAAGAAAUAGUUCACGUAAAUUACGUGGUGAUACAUUACAAGUUGACACAACAAAUAUUCUGUUUGUUGCGUCCGGAGCUUACAAUGGCCUUGACAGGCUCGUGUCGCGACGUAAAAAUGAAAAAUAUCUUGGUUUUGGUGCUGCACCAGCAACUGAAAAUCCUGGUAGACGAGCAGCAUCAUUAGCUGAUGUUGCCAAUAUGUCACCAUCAACUGAAGAUGAUAAUAAAGAAAAAGAUAUUUUGCUAAGACAAGUUGAAGCACGAGAUCUUAUUGAUUUUGGAAUGAUUCCUGAGUUUGUUGGAAGGUUUCCUAUUUUGGUGCCUUUCCAUACGCUUGACAGAAAAAUGCUCGUAAGAAUUUUAACUGAACCCAGCAAUGCCAUGGUCCCACAGUAUCAAAUGCUGUUUUCAAUGGACAAGGUUGAUUUAACAUUUACAAAUGAAGCUCUUGAUGCAAUAGCGGCACUUGCAAUGGAUAGAAAAACAGGAGCAAGAGGACUUCGUGCUAUCAUGGAGUCACUUUUACUAGAGCCAAUGUUUGAUGUACCCGGUAGUGAUGUUUUGAGUGUACACGUUACUGAAGCAUCUGUUGGUGGUAAAGAUAAGCCUCAAUAUGUAAGAAGAGGUGACUCAACAACUGAAGAAGACCCUCAACAACAAGAACAACAAGCACAGCAUGUGAAUAAUUGAAAUUUACAGUAAGAGGUGUAAUGCCUCUUGUUAAAUAUUUUUUUUUUUUUUUUAAUUAAAUAAAGAUAUUUAAGAAAUUGUGCGCGUAAUUAUCGAAAUAAAAUUUUAAUUUCUAAAUAAAAAAUUAUAUUAUAAGAAUUUUUGACGCAAAUUCAAGCUUUGCGUAUUCCCGGUGUAUUUAUAUAUAUCAUUUAUAUAUUUAAUUUUAAUGGAGACCAAUUAUAUAUUUUUUUUUUUUUUAUUAUUAUUAUUAAUUGGUAUUAUUAAUAAAAAUUAAUAAAAAAUUAUUUGUACACGCGUCUAGAUAAAUGAUAAUUAUUUGUAAUAUAUUGUAAAUAGCAAUAGAAUCAUAAUAGAAUUUUAAAGAAAGUAUAUAAAAAAAAUAUUUCCAUAAUGUCAUCUAAAUUCAAUUAUUUCUUUUAAUUUUAAGGCUAUUCUCGGAUACUCAUAAAAAAAAAUUCUGAAAAGAUUCCACGUGUCAAAAUUUUUUGGAAUUUUUUUUACACUGCAGUGCCCCCACUUUUUAAAAAAUUUUCAAUGACUUUCAACUGUCGUAAACGUAUCAAAAUUUUAUCAAUUAAUAAAAAUAAAAAUUUAAAAUUAAUUGAAAAAAAGAAAACGCAAUUUCAAUUUCGCUGAUAUAAAUUUCUAAAAAAAUUACUUGGUAUUGUUAUCAAUAGUCAAUUAUAAUUUGAAUUUUAAAAUUUCAUUGACUAAAAUUUACUCAACAAAUUUCGUUUAACUCCUAAUUGAUAACUGUAUUUUUUUUAUUUUCUAUACCUCGGCGAAAUUUUCCUUUUUUAAUUAAUCCUUCAAUUUUUUAAAAUUAAGAUAAAAUUUUUAUCACGGUAUGAUGUUGAGUCAUAUUACAUAUUUUUAAAAAGUAGGGGAGUUUUAAAAACUGUCUGAGAAUGCUUUUAAUUUAAUUUAAAUAUAAAGUGACUUGAAUUCAAAAAUUAUAUAAAUUUAAAAUAUAAAAAAAAAUAUAAAAUGUAUAAAUAAGAUAAAAGAAUUAUCCAACAUUUUUUUUCUUUGUCGAAAAAAAUUAAAAAAAAUUGAUGUCAAAAAAUUAGAAAUAGUAGACGUGUUACUUAUUAUAUAUAUAUAUAGAAUAUAUAUGAUUAUAUUUGAAGUUUCACUGUGAUAUUAAAUACAAGGAAGUUAUCUUUUAUUUCAAUCAUCAGAACCGACUAAAAAAAUUAUUUAAUAAAUGAAAUUUCUAAUAGGUAUAUAAAGAAAUAUAAAACUACAUAACUUUAAG